Messenger RNA from Suhomyces tanzawaensis NRRL Y-17324, 543 nucleotides. Its product is annotated as peptide alpha-N-acetyltransferase. Bases 1 to 543 code for a protein of 180 amino acids. Gene Ontology annotation, molecular function: protein-N-terminal amino-acid acetyltransferase activity. Gene Ontology annotation, cellular component: NatC complex. The record is from RefSeq and is a predicted model, not a curated record. Gene Ontology annotation, biological process: N-terminal peptidyl-methionine acetylation. Lineage: Eukaryota; Fungi; Ascomycota; Pichiomycetes; Serinales; Debaryomycetaceae. The transcript has a single exon.
AUGCUGCUCACCACCAUCGACGGCUUGUCGUACAACACGUUCGAUGUCCAGGACCAGGACGAGUUCAAGCAGAUCUCACGCUUGAUCUCGGGCCACCUCUCAGAGCCCUACUCCAUUUAUGUCUACUGGUUCUUUCUCAAUACCUGGCCUCAGUACUGCUACACUGUCAAGGUCGAUGGCCUGAUAAUAGGCGUGAUCAUCUCCAAGGUUGAGCCUCACCGUAACGUCCGUGUCCGUGGCUACAUCGGCAUGUUGGUCAUCGACCCCCAGUAUCGAAACAGGGGCAUUGCCUCCCACUUGGUCCAUCUCACCAUAAAGAACAUGGUGCAGUGGGAAAAUGUGGACGAAAUCAUGUUGGAGACCGAGGUCAUCAAUAAGGGGGCGCUUCGGUUGUACGAGAGCUUGGGGUUCUUGCGGACCAAACGCCUCUACCGCUACUACUUGAACACCCACGAUGCAUACCGGUUGAUCUUGCCAUUGACCGCAAAGGCCACCACCAGGAUAGCCUUUCUCGAGCAGCUUGAAAAGCUGCCGCUGGUGUAG